Messenger RNA from Paramacrobiotus metropolitanus, 1370 nucleotides. RefSeq lists its product as uncharacterized. Lineage: Eukaryota; Metazoa; Tardigrada; Eutardigrada; Parachela; Macrobiotidae. The record is from RefSeq and is a predicted model, not a curated record. Bases 69 to 1370 code for a protein of 433 amino acids. The transcript has 4 exons.
AACGGAGAACGGAAAGGUCACUGCAGAAUGGUACUGCAGUGAACGUGAAGAGUGCAACGGCUAUAAGGAUGCCGUCGACAAAGAAAGAAAGUGGACCGGCUAUAUGGAUGCCGCAACCACAGCAAACGGCUAUAUGGAUGCCGCCACAGCAAAUUGAAACGGCUAAAUGGAUGUCGACAUUGCAAAAGGAAAUUGAAACGGCUAUAAGGAUGCCGUCACAGCAGCAAAACGAACUGGUUAUCGGGAAACCAGUACAAGUGGAUAAAAGGUCACCGCAGAAUGGUACUGCGAGUGGAAAUCGUCGUGACGGUAGCGCGACACUGCGAACAGCGCAGCAAAAUGAAAGGUUACCGUAUUGCAGCGAAAAGGUGUUAGCUGAACGCCGUGCAUUACGCAAUGCGAAGAUUCAACAAGCGAUGCUGAAUCAGAAGAAGCCGCAGAAUAGCACUACAGAAGAGGAUGAAGAAGUGCACCAUUCGAAAUUCCGAGAAUAUAUGGAAGAACACGGCAUACUGAAUCACCAGAGGUCACCUUCCGUAGGAAAAGUCCAGGUGAAAAGUAAAGGAGCAAGUGCGAACGCUAAAGGUCACGGUGAAAGCGCCGUGCUAAAAGGUCAAGAAACAGACUUGACACUGCGAACAGCGCAGCAGAAGAAUAGCGAACUGGCACAACAAAACUCCGAUGACUCACUUGUGGAUGCAGUAACGCUGCAACGGAAGGAAAUAUGGCAAAAAGUAGCCUACAGACCGAAUGGGAAUCACGGGAUGUGGGUACCCGUAACGCCAAAAGCGAAGCAGAAAGCGAGAAUGUCACAAGAGGAUUACUGGGAUAUGCAACAGUUGCGAACGCAAUGUGAAAGAAAGCGAUUAGAAGAGUUGGUUACCGGGAAACCAGCGCAAUCCAACCCAGUUCCAGUAUUCAAUGCAGAGGAAUAUAAGAAGAUAUUCGCCGACUGGAACUACUCACGUCCGACGUGCCAAGAGGAGGAAUUUGAUGAGAUUCCAAAUUUCGAGGACUACAAGAAGGAAUUUGACACGAAAGAACCAGCAAUUGAAAUUGGACAGUUGUUCCUGCAGAUGGUGGAACAGAGGGAAAAACGGUUAAAGGUCACCUCAGCUACGGCGAAUGAGUCGGCUGAGCCAGAAGUAAACGUAAACGUGAACCGCGUAAAAAGCUGGUUGCCCACCGUUAGUGACUUAAAGGUCACUGGACUUGAUGCGGAAUCUAAAAAGCAGAAUGAAAAGGUCACGGGACCUGACGAAACAAAGGAGAUUAAAGAUGACCUUUGGGAAACGGACAAAGUUACUCAAGCGCUGAAUGAAUGCCCAAUUAAGCUGUUGCGAUUCCCGAAACAGAUGAAAAAAAGAUGA